Propithecus coquereli (Coquerel's sifaka) is the source of this 893-nucleotide messenger RNA. It is a transcript of the gene SGCG, whose product is annotated as sarcoglycan, gamma (35kDa dystrophin-associated glycoprotein). The coding region runs from base 3 to 878 and encodes 291 amino acids. Gene Ontology annotation, cellular component: sarcolemma; sarcoglycan complex. The transcript is spliced from 7 exons. Lineage: Eukaryota; Metazoa; Chordata; Mammalia; Primates; Indriidae. Gene Ontology annotation, biological process: heart contraction; cardiac muscle tissue development. The record is from RefSeq and is a predicted model, not a curated record.
AGAUGGUGCGUGAGCAGUACACCACAACCACAGAAGGCACCCACAUAGAGAGGCCAGAGAAUCAAUGUGUCUACAAAAUUGGCAUUUAUGGCUGGAGGAAACGUUGCCUCUACUUGUUUGUUCUUCUUUUACUCAUCAUCCUCGUUGUGAAUCUUGCUCUUACAAUUUGGAUUCUUAAAGUGAUGUGGUUUUCUCCAACAGGAAUGGGUCACUUGCAAGUAACGAAAGAUGGACUUCGCCUGGAAGGGGAAUCAGAAUUUUUAUUCCCACUAUAUGCCAAAGAAAUAUGUUCCAGAGUGGACUCAUCUCUGCUUCUACAGUCCACUCAGAAUGUGACCCUGAACGCGCGCAACUCAGAAGGGGAGGUCACGGGCAGAGUAACAGUGGGUCCCCAAAUGGUACAAGUCCAGAGUCAACAGUUUCAGAUCAGCUCCAAAGAUGGCAAGCCGCUGUUUACGGCUGACGAAAAGGAAGUUGUGGUUGGUACAGAUAAACUUCGAGUAACUGGGCCUGAAGGAGCUCUUUUUGAACACUCAGUGGAGACACCCCUUGUCAGAGCAGACCCCUUUCCAGACCUUAGGUUAGAAUCCCCCACGCGGAGGCUGAGCAUGGACGCCCCAAGGGGUGUUCACGUUAAAGCUCUUGCUGGAGACAUCGAGGCCCUUUCCCAGGAGGACGUGAUUCUGCAUAGCAGCGACGGAACGCUUGUGCUUGACGCUGAAACUGUGUGUUUACCCAGGUUGGUGCAGGGGACUCAGGGUCCCACUGGCAGCUCACAGGGACUUUAUGAGAUUUGUGUGUGUCCAGAUGGGAAGCUGUACCUGUCUGCGGCUGGCAUGGCCACCACGUGCCAGGAGCACAGUCACAUCUGUCUCUGAGCCACCUGCCCCUUC